Molecule: messenger RNA, 985 nt
Organism: Drosophila grimshawi
Lineage: Eukaryota; Metazoa; Arthropoda; Insecta; Diptera; Drosophilidae
Exons: 2
Coding region: 67-519 (150 amino acids)
Cellular component (GO): nucleus
Molecular function (GO): protein serine/threonine phosphatase inhibitor activity; protein phosphatase 1 binding
Source: RefSeq, a predicted model, not a curated record
CGAAAAGCUGCAGCUGAUCUACGUUGUUUUUAUAGCUGCUUUGUUUGUUUAUUUUGCCAAUUGAAAAUGGCUCACAUGUCGUCAAGUAAUACGUCCGAUAUAUCAAAAACAGAAACUGUGGACGAACCAGAUGGCGGCCAACAGGCGGAAGCGCCCACCUUGGUGCUGCGCCUCGAACAGCCGCGAGACAAACGCCGGGUCGUCUUCCAGGAUGGUAUCAUCGACAAUGAGCACAUGAAUCGCAUGAAAUCCAAAUGUUGUUGCAUAUACAAGAAACCCUUGGCCUUUGGCGAGAGCUCCUCAGAAGAUGAUGACGAAUGCGAGCAUUGCUUUGGCCAUCCCGAAAAGCGCAAGAAGAACAAGAAGAAGCCAGCGGCCAAUAACAAUGAUUCAUGUCACCCUAACGAACAGCCUUCCACAUCCGCUGAGGCGCAAUCGAAACCGAUUCAAGGCACAACAGCGAAUCCAACAGCAGCCGCAGUCAGAGAAGUAGAGACGACAGUGCAGCCAUCGCUAUAGUCACAAACCCCAAACACAAAGUAAAUCAUCUUGAGGCGAAACCUUUUUACAUUUAAUUGAAUAUUAACAAACAAAAACAACAAAAAAGUAGAACAAUUUGCUAACACCAAAAGAGGCAGUUUAUACAGACUAUUUACUAAAAUGAUCAUUUAAAUCAUUUCUCAAAAUUUUUGUUUCCUACAGAAAAACAAAAAACAAUUGCAAAUUACAGAUUCCAAUAUAUUUAUUAUAUACUGUUUUUUCAACAAUGAUUUCAUAGACACCUGUAAAAACUAAAUAUAAAAGAAUUGUUUUUUAAGUAACAAAGUGAAGUCGACGCAAUUUCGUGAAACAAAACAAUUUCAAAUUACAGCUUCUAAUAUAUGUAUUAUUCGUUUGUUAAACAUAAAGAUUUCUAUAGUACACUUUCAUAGACAUCUGCAAAAAAAGAAACAAAAUAUUAAAGAAUUGUUUUUUAUGUAACAAA